CUGCCCCUCGCCCAUCUUUGUUCCAAAUCUAUUUGAUAAGGCUGAGUCCGAAGAUGGUAUCCGCCCCUAACACCUUUUUGUCCUUCAAAGCCCAACUUUGCUGUGGUCUACUGUGACCCAUCUUUUACCAGUUUCUCACCAACCAACACUUAUCGCAGUGAAUUCUUAAGCUGAUCGGCGCCCAAGAGUAGUAUAUGCCAUGCUCGGUCUCCACAAUGAUAAGAACUCUUCAAUUCCUCAUAACGAUAAGACUCCAACCUUCCACUCCUGAUCCUUCUUCCAUGGCAAACAGAGCCUCUUCUGCAUCACAAGCUAAGGUAUUCCAUGUCUUCCUCGCCUCAUCGUUUCUGCUGCUGUUUUUCUUUUAUCUUUCAACUCAGAUCCACCCUUCAUAUCCUCGAGCCAUCGUUAGAGGAAACUCGAUUCGAUCUCCUGAAGAUUUCGACGACGGAUGCAAUGGCCUCCACAGAUAUGAAAGCUCCGAGGCAAAGUGCAGCUACUUGACAUCCACGGCCCGAUGCGAUCCCCAAGGAUACAUCAAUUACCUCCACUUGUUCUACUGCGCUUGUGGCAACUAUCCAGCUCUCGGUUGCAUCUUGCUGCUCCUGUGGCUUCUCUUGCUAUUCUACCUUCUGGGCAACACAGCAGCCCGUUAUUUCUGCUCAAAUUUAGAGGGCUUAACAAGGCUGCUGAAGCUACCCCCCACCAUUGCUGGAGUUACUCUUCUUUCCUUGGGGAAUGGUGCCCCUGACAUUUUCUCUAGCAUCGUCUCCUUCAAGGAUCCUGACACCAAUGUUGUUGGCCUGAACAGCAUCUUGGGUGCUGCUCUCUUCGUGUCAUGCGUGGUUGUAGGAACCAUAAGCAUCUGCGUCGGCCCUCGCGAGAUCGUCGUCGACAAGUUGAGCUUCAUUAGAGACCUGGGCUUCCUCCUCUUCGUUCUUUUGGUUUUGCUGAUGAUCAAUAUUAUAGGCAACAUCAACGUGCUCUGCGCUUUGGCCUUCACUUCACUCUAUGUGGUUUAUGUGCUCCUCGUUUCUAUUGGACAUCUCUUUUGGAAGGAGGAUGAAGAGGAGGAUCUAAUUGAUGUCUGCGCUCCAUUGCGCAGCGGCAAAACCUUUUCAUUCCAAGCAGCAGAGCAUGGUGACUUGGGGGCUCCUCUGUUAAGUAGCAUCGCAGAAAUGGAUGAAUCGAUCUUGACAGCGGAAGAAGGCCGACGGGCUAAUGAACCAAAGGCUGCCAAGAUCUGCUUCAGGAUCAACUCAUCAACUUCUUCUUGGUUUGGCAGAUUUCUGUACCUUUUAGAGCUGCCUCUUUAUCUUCCUAGGAGAUUGACAAUUCCAGAUGUUUCCCAUGAAAGAUGGUCUAAGCCAUAUGCAGUUGCUUCAGCAACAUUUGCACCAGUUCUUUUGGCAGUCGUCUGGGAUUCCAAGAGGGAAGGAAAGGCUGCAGAGGAAAGAAUGGUGAUCUAUCUCUUUGGUGGAUUGAUAGGGAUGGCUUGUGGGAUUGCUGCAUCUUUGAAAACUAAGAAGGAUGGACCUCCAACAAAAUUUCUCUGUCCAUGGCUUGCAGGUGGCUUCCUUAUGGGUGUUGUUUGGAUCUAUAUUAUUGCUGAAGAGCUGGUUUCUCUCCUAGUCUCCAUUGGGACUGUAUUAGAGAUAAGCCCUUCACUUCUAGGACUCACUGUCCUAGCCUGGGGUAAUUCUUUGGGGGACUUUGUCGCCAACGUGUUUGUGGCACUGCAAGCAAAGCCAGGUGGGGCCCAGGUGGCGAUAUCUGGAUCCUAUGGUGGGCCCAUCUUCAACAUCCUAGUGGGCCUGGGCCUCCCCCUUAUCUUCUCCUCAUGGGCUGCCUACCCUUCUCCCUUGGUCAUCCCAAAGGACCCCACCAUGUUUCAGACAAUGGGGUUUCUGAUUGGUGGCCUGUUGUGGGCCCUGCUGAUGUUGCCUUGGAGAGGCAUGAAGCUUGACAGGGUCUUUGGCUGUGGGCUCCUAACCAUUUAUCUUUGUUUUAUGUCUCUGAGAAUUGUAGAGUCACUUGGGUUGCUUCAGCUUCAAUAACAAUGGAGAAAUUUAGUCCAAUUGGUGCAAUAGAUUGUGGG
Molecule: messenger RNA, 2098 nt
Organism: Phoenix dactylifera (date palm)
Lineage: Eukaryota; Viridiplantae; Streptophyta; Magnoliopsida; Arecales; Arecaceae
Source: RefSeq, a predicted model, not a curated record